GAUGAAGCUUGCGGUGAUUUUAACGGCACUGUUGCUGUCCUCACCGGCGGUGACCGGGUACAGAGAAAGAGACGAGGAGGGAGAGGGGGGUGGGAGGAGGUUUGUGUUGGAGAGAGCCGAGAAGGUGGUGAAGACUGAUGGAGGUGAGGUUAGGGUGGUGAGGGGACACCGCUGGGACGGUCACCCUACCCCCAUGCACAUUGGGUUCAUUUCUAUGGAGCCCAAUACUCUCUUUGUGCCUCAGUACAUUGAUGCUAACCUCAUCCUCUUCAUUCGAAAGGGAGACGUGAAGAUUGGUUGGAUCCACAAAGAUGACUUAGUCGAAAAACAACUGAAAACGGGAGACAUCAAUCGGAUUCCGGCUGGCUCGACGUUCUACAUUGUUAAUACCGGCAAAGGACAGAGGCUGCACAUAAUCUGUAGCAUCGACACAACCAAUGAUUAUUACAGCUGGGAUUGGACUGCUCCUCCUUACCAGUCUUUCUUCCUUGGUGGUGGAAUUUAUCCUAAAUCUGUGUUGGCUGGUUUUGAUAUGACUACACUCACAACUGCGUUCAAUGUGACCACGGAGGAAAUAGGUGCUAUUACCGGCAGCGGAGAAGCCGCCGAAGAACCUCACCGACUAUCUCCCCUGCUAAACUCAAACCUCAAAGAAUCUACUGAAAAACGACAUCCCACUAUCCACGAUGAAGAAGACUCUCAACCAACCACAUCAUGGACAUUCACUAAUCUCCUCAGUUCUAUCCUCGGCUUCGGCAACAACAAUCAACAAUCUCAAACCAACAAGAAAACCGCGGGGCCCGUCCGAGCACCGGACUCCUACAACCUCUAUGACCGGGACCCGAGCUUCAAGAACCCCUUCGGGUGGUCCAUCUCCAUCGACGAGCGCGACUACCACCCUCUCAAACACUCUGACAUCGGAGUCUACCUUGUAAACCUAACCGCCGGCUCCAUGCUCGCUCCUCACGUGAACCCCAGAGCCACCGAGUAUGGCAUAGUCCUCGGUGGGACUGGAACGAUCCAAGUCGUGUAUCCAAAUGGUAGCUCCGCGAUGAAGGCGGAGGUGAAUGAGGGCGAUGUUUUUUGGAUACCGAGGUUUUUCCCGUUUUGUCAAAUUGCCUCGAGGGGAGGACCGUUUGAGUUUUUCGGGUUUACUACCUCGGCGAAGAAUAAUCAUCCGCAGUUAUUGGCGGGGGCUAGAUCGGUGAUGACGGCGAGCAUGGUCGUGGCCGGAGUUGGCGGCAGGAGAGGUGUGAAGUGA
This is a messenger RNA of Asparagus officinalis (garden asparagus), 1261 nucleotides long. Its product is annotated as vicilin-like seed storage protein At2g28490. The transcript is spliced from 4 exons. Bases 2 to 1261 code for a protein of 419 amino acids. The record is from RefSeq and is a predicted model, not a curated record. Lineage: Eukaryota; Viridiplantae; Streptophyta; Magnoliopsida; Asparagales; Asparagaceae.